CCGCAGCAGGCUAAGAAGAGGGUUGCGCUCGGGAAUUUGACCAAUCAGGCGGUUGCAUCGAGGGGUUUUUCUCGAGCUCCGGCGUCGAAGGGGACCAAUAAGGCGAAUACAACAUCUGCUACAGCUUCUAUUGUGAAGAAGGGAUCAGCUACGUCUGCUCGUGACGGGGGAUUACAUCGUAAUUCUUUAGCUACAUCCUCUGUUGUGAAACCGGCUACUAGUACAUCAAGCAAGGCUCCUUUGCUCGCUAUAAACAAUGAACCUAAGAAAACGGCUGGUGCAAGACUUGUACCUUGCAAUGCUGCCAUGUCCCCAACUCGGUCCAGAAACUCUUCUAUUUCUUCAGAUGAAAGUAUGUCUACUUGUGAGUCUAUGAAAAGCCCGGAGUUUGAGUAUAUAGAUAAUGCAGAUUCAGCUGUGGCUUCUUUGGAAAGACGAGCUAUUAACAAUCUCCACAUUUCUGAGGUGUCAGAUGCAGAUGGAUACACAUGCAAGAGAGAGAUUGCUGUACCCAUGGAGACUGAUAACAUCAUUGAUGUUGAUGAUGACCACAAGGAUCCCCAGUUGUGUGCAACACUUGCUUGUGAUAUUUACAAACAUUUACGGAUAGCAGAGGCUAAGAAAAGACCUUCUACGGACUUCAUGGAGAGGGUUCAGAAAGAUGUAAAUGCAAGCAUGCGCUCAAUCCUUAUAGAUUGGCUUGUAGAAGUUGCAGAAGAAUACCGGCUUGUACCAGACACACUAUACUUGACUGUGAAUUACAUUGACCGGUAUCUCUCUGGUAAUGAGAUGAACCGCCAGCGACUGCAGCUUCUUGGAGUUGCUUGCAUGUUGAUAGCAUCGAAAUAUGAAGAGAUAUGUGCGCCACAAGUGGAAGAAUUUUGCUAUAUAACCGACAACACUUACUUUAAGGAAGAGGUAUUGCAAAUGGAAGCUGCCGUUCUAAAGUACUUGAAGUUCGAAAUGACAGCCCCAACAACCAAAUGUUUCUUGAGGAGAUUCGUCAGAGUUGCUCAAGGAUGUGAUGAGGCUCCCCUACUACAAUUAGAGUAUCUUGCCUGCUAUAUUGCAGAGUUAUCACUUCUUGAAUACGAUAUGCUUGGUUAUCUUCCAUCAUUGACAGCUGCUUCUACUAUUUUUCUGGCAAAGUUCAUACUUCAACCAACAAAACAUCCUUGGAAUGCCACCUUGCAUCAUUACACCCUGUAUCAGCCCUCUGAACUAUGUGAAUGUGUGAAAGCUCUACAUAAUCUUUAUUGUUAUAGCCCUGGCAACAACUUGCCAGCAAUCAGGGAAAAAUACAGCCAGCACAAGUACAAGUAUGUGGCCAAGAAAUUUUGCCCUCCAUCAAUACCUACAGACUUCUUCCAGAGUCCAAGCAAUUAGGUUUUACAUCAAGAGCCAUCCAACUCUUUGUUGAAUGUUUUCAGUAACUUGUUGUGAGUGAUGUACCUUCGAGUUGUGAUAAUCUCGGGCUAUGAUCACUCUCUGUGUUGACUUGUUCCAAUUGUAGAUUUUAGAGCAGAUGUUUUUACUAAUAAGGAUAUGGUAUUGGUGAAGGUGCCAAGAAUCUGCUGUUGUAAUUUUCCAUGCAAUUUUUUUCUUCCUUAGGUCAUCACAAGGCCAUUAUCUUGAAGUUUUCAGAUCUUGAUGUCGGUUUUGAUGCUAAAGCGUCUGUCCUCGAGAAAUAUAACAAGCUGUGAAGAGGAAUAGUCAGGUAGCUUGUUGAUGAAAUAUAGGUGUCUGUCCUCGAGAAAUAUAGCAAGCUGUGUAGAGAAAUAGUCAGGUAGCUUGGUGAUGUAGAAAGUUCUAAAUGAAAUUCACACUUUUGAAGGAUGAA
Messenger RNA from Asparagus officinalis (garden asparagus), 1840 nucleotides. RefSeq names its product cyclin-A1-1. Bases 307 to 1386 code for a protein of 359 amino acids. Gene Ontology annotation, molecular function: cyclin-dependent protein serine/threonine kinase regulator activity. The record is from RefSeq and is a predicted model, not a curated record. Lineage: Eukaryota; Viridiplantae; Streptophyta; Magnoliopsida; Asparagales; Asparagaceae. The transcript is spliced from 11 exons. Gene Ontology annotation, biological process: regulation of cyclin-dependent protein serine/threonine kinase activity; mitotic cell cycle phase transition. Gene Ontology annotation, cellular component: cyclin-dependent protein kinase holoenzyme complex; cytoplasm; nucleus.